Molecule: messenger RNA, 2321 nt
Organism: Phlebotomus papatasi
Lineage: Eukaryota; Metazoa; Arthropoda; Insecta; Diptera; Psychodidae
Product: motile sperm domain-containing protein 2-like
Exons: 8
Coding region: 589-2106 (505 amino acids)
Source: RefSeq, a predicted model, not a curated record
CUAUCAAUAAGCUAGUGUGAAGUUGAAGAGAUACCCUCAAGACCCCUCUCAUCUCCAUGACGUUGUUCACAGUCAGACUUGUCUCCUCUAUUCCUAGCUUCAUUAGGUGAAUAUAACUAUGAAAAAUAUACAACAAAUCCCACCAUAUGAUAUGUGAAAAAUUAUUCAGAGUCACUCUCAUUGUAAUGUAGAUAAAAAUGCUGUAAAGUGAGCUGAACACAUUCAACAUCGCAUCGACUAAAUUCAGUCAUUUAUCGACUGCCGAUGGAGGUGAUCCAUAGUGCUUUUGAUCGCGUGGUUUGUUAAUUUUUCCUUCAACAAUGAAGUGCUGUAGGGUACAAUAGCCGUGUGAAAAGAAUCAUUUUAUAAGUGACUAUAAAAUAGUUAAUUUAUUUCCCAAUAUUUUCUUCUAAUAAAUCCAUCCUCCAUUGGUGUUUCUCACGUUAAAUUUGUGUUAAGGUUUGUGCAUUUGUGAGCAGUAGCUUUCAGCAAUUAUCAGUGCUGUGUCAAAGCUUUUGCUGAUUUUGCCAAUCGACUGAUAAUAAAACAUUUCUCAUCAGUUAGUGCCGAGGCGUUAUAGCGGUCAAAAUGGAAAAUUUAAGUGCAUCCAGUGAACAAAUAGUCGAGCUGAGACGGUUAUUUUUUGAAAAAGUCGAAAAGGAUGGCCAUCAAAUUGAGGGUGGUUUCCAUCCAGCUGAUAUAGAUAGGAUAAAUAACAGAGAGAAGUGGUUGCGCCUCUUUAUUGAGUACAACGACUUGGAUCUGAAGAAGGCACUCACCCAGCUCUGGGAUACUUGUGCAUGGCGAAAGAGCUUUGGUACAAAUGAUCUCGAUGCCAGUAAAAUGCAUCAAGAGUACCUCCAUGAGGGAUUCAUGUUUCCCAAGAACCGUGACAUCAAUGGCAAGCGACUCCUCAUCUUUCGUUCCAAGUUGUAUGUGCGCGGAACGAAGAAUAUGGAUGAUGUUAAGAGACUUCUAGUGUAUUGGGUAGAGAGAGUUAUGUACAGAGAAGAGGACCUUGACCAAAUCUCAGUGUUUUUCGAUCUCAAGGAUUCCGGUCUCAGCAAUAUGGACAUGGAGUACACGAGGUACAUCAUCAACUUGUUCAAGUUCUACUAUCCAAAUUCACUAAAUUUCAUCAUUAUUUUUGAAAUGCCCUGGAUUUUGAACACCACGUUCAAGAUCAUCAAGACCCUUCUACCGGCAAAAGCUGUCGCGAGGAUGAAGUUUGUCAACAGCAAGACGCUCAAUGAAUUUGUGGACGAGAGCAAUAUGCUGACCAUUUGGGGAGGGAAUGAUAACUACAACUACGAAUUUGUGGAUGAGGAGGAGACACCGACCAGGAGCAUUAAUAACAAUAAUGUGAGCAGCGGAAGAAAGGUACACUUUGCAAAACUCAGUCCAACAGAAUCACCAAUGUCAGACCAACCGAGUUUUACGCUGGAGAAAGGCACUGCCGGAGAUGAGAUGCUGCGCGUGGUUCAAGAUACGCUGAUUUUCAAUAAGACAGGCAACGACUAUUCGGGUUCUGUGGAGAUUAUCAAUAUAGAUCUGAAGCCAAUAACGUACAAAGUUAAAACAACAGCACCUGACAAAUUUAGGGUGCGACCUAGUUCUGGAGUCCUGGCUCCAGGCUCUUCAACUACAGUCAAUGUGGUUCUUGUGCCAGGAUGUCAAUUGACAACGCUGUCCAGGGAGAAAUUUCUGGUGAUGUGUAUGGCACUGGGAGCAGAUAAGCAGACGAAUUCUCAAGAUAUUGCAGAACUUUGGAAGAAUACUCCAUCGCACAGUCACUUGGUGGAACAGCACAAAUUGAAGUGCCUCCUACCUGGAAUCGCCCACACCUCUGAAGCAUCUUUCAAGAAUGGCAAUGCCUUCAGCGGCAGCUCUGGUAGCGAUAGCGAUCGACAGAUCAGUCACCUGGUGCAGACGGUGCACGAGCUCAAUGAUACUGUAGCUCGAUUGGAUUCUCGGCUGAAGAAGAACCAGACACUCUUCUUCCUGGCUCUUCUGGCCAUUGUGUCUCUCUGCGUAGCUACUCUGUACAUUGUCAAGGGGAGUGUGGACAGCCAGGGCAUGGGAUAUUGCGUAAAGAGGGAUGAUUAAAUAAGAAAUUUGGACAAAGUUUCUUCCCUGUUGUGAUCAGGCUUUCAUUCGGACGGGAUACUCAUCUUACCUGCCUCCACGGUUUAACUCUAAAAUCCACUUGUAGUGUGACUAUGGCAGAAUACCUUCAAAUUCCUCAAAUCUGUUACGUGGAUACAGUAUUUUGUACAUUAUUUAAUGAUUGUGAUUUUCAAUCAAUAAAAAUUUCCGCGGAA